This is a messenger RNA of Effrenium voratum, 582 nucleotides long. NCBI's taxonomy places the organism in Eukaryota, Dinophyceae, Suessiales, Symbiodiniaceae. The record is from the annotation of a GenBank genome assembly.
AUGGCAUCAUCGGAGCUGACUUUUCAUCAGAUCCGAUAUGUUGGAAAGGUUGGAACCGGUGUAUUCCGGAUGGGCGAAAGCCAGCUGGGGUGGAAAGGAAAUGCGUCGCAAUUUCCUCGACCUUUCCAAUGGGCAGGUAGCGAGCUCAAGGCGGCCGAGUGGCAUCCCCAUUGUGGGGGUGGUCGAGCUCUCUUAAAGCUGGUCUUCCAGGGCAAGCCUGCAAGCGAAAUCGUGCGAUUAGCUGACUUUCAGAAGGGCGACCUAUCCCAGAUCAAGGAGCAUCUUCAAUCCAGAUGCAAGGUGACAUUGGAAGAGCAUCUUCCUUGCACGAAAGGUUGGUCGUGGGGAGAGCUGCAGUUGAAAGAGGAGCACUCACUUUGUCUUUCAGCUGGCGAAAAUGUCAUCAUGGAGAUUGACGUCCCAGAGCUCGGCCAGGUCAGCUGCACGGGCAAGAAUGAGUUGAAUCUCGAGCUGCUUCGGCGUGAUUGGGGGGCAAAGAGACUAGAGGCAUCAUUGAAGGAAGCCCGUGGAGGAAUCAGGCUUGACUGCCGGAGCCUCUCUAGCUUGGGCUGGGUAAGUUGA